Molecule: messenger RNA, 625 nt
Organism: Amphimedon queenslandica
Lineage: Eukaryota; Metazoa; Porifera; Demospongiae; Haplosclerida; Niphatidae
Exons: 5
Coding region: 174-500 (108 amino acids)
Source: RefSeq, a predicted model, not a curated record
CUAACAAUUGAUGGAGAGAUAGUCAUCUGAAAGUAAAUGAAUGCCAAGCACUAGUUUCUCUAAUGGUAUACCUAUGGUAUAAAAGUAAGCUGUUCUACUCUACAGUCUAUCACAGUCUACAGUUUUGAUUAUUGAGUAUAUUAUUAUCAAUAAUAUAUAUAUCCUGUACAAUAAUGAAGAUUGCUGUCCUUCUUGUCAUUAGCUGCUUCAUUGCUGCUGCUUACAGUGAGAGUCUAAGACUUCCACCUCGACCUCCAAAGCAUGGAAAAGAUAACUUUGAUUUUGUCCCAAUGGAUGCUGAAGUUGAAUCAAAAAUUGGUGAAAUGAUUGAAAAUGAAGAUGAAACCGCCGAAGUUGAAGAGACUGGUCGAUACUUUUGGUCAGAUUACUGUAGGUGCUACAAGUACAGGGGCCAUAGGAGGCGCUGUCGCAUCUUCCGUUACAUAAUCAGGUGUUAUGCAUAUGGUAGAAAACUAUGCCUCUGUCGUAAGAGGUAUUGAACCUACGGGAUCCAAAUGAACUCGACUAACAAUAUUGAACUCAUCAUUAUUAAGCUGCUCUAAGCCUUUUUUGUAUAAUUAUGUUCAAGAUUAAAAGUUAUUAAAAUAAAAAAGUUUUGAUGCUU